Molecule: messenger RNA, 3463 nt
Organism: Periophthalmus magnuspinnatus
Lineage: Eukaryota; Metazoa; Chordata; Actinopteri; Gobiiformes; Gobiidae
Product: protein yippee-like 5
Exons: 3
Coding region: 143-508 (121 amino acids)
Source: RefSeq, a predicted model, not a curated record
GGAGCAAACGUGACCGCGCGCUAUGUGCACGUACGUGACGUCAGCGGAUGUUGUUGAGCGCAGCGCAGAGCACAGCUGAGAGGAACAACAAAAGACACGACGAUCUCACAGCUAACCACAGUUUAUUCCAGUCAGUCUAACCAUGGGUCGGAUAUUCUUGGACCACAUUGGAGGCACGCGUCUGUUCUCCUGUGCCAACUGUGACACCAUCCUGACCAACCGAUCUGAGCUCAUCUCCACGCGCUUCACUGGAGCCACAGGCAGAGCCUUUCUCUUCAACAAGGUAGUGAACUUGCAGUACAGCGAGGUGCAGGACCGUGUCAUGCUCACCGGCCGCCACAUGGUGCGCGACGUCAGCUGUAAGAACUGCAACAGUAAACUAGGCUGGAUCUACGAGUUCGCCACCGAGGACAGCCAGCGCUACAAGGAGGGCCGUGUCAUCCUGGAGAGGGCGCUGGUGAGGGAGAGCGAGGGCUUUGAGGAGCACAUACCCUCAGAUAACUCCUGAUCAAGCCAGAGGAGCAUGGAGAUCAGCCUUGAGCCCACCUGCCCCUCAUCAUCCUGUAGGGUCGUCAAAAGUAUCGAAAAUCAGAUACGAAUCGAUACUGAAACCAGUAUCAAAACUAGAUACUCAUUUGAGCAGGUAUCGAUACAAAAAAGUCACAUUUACAGGAGAGAAAUUAACCUUUCCUAAAUAGUUUUAGAAUGAUCUUGAACAAGCACAAGACCACAUAGACUAGUUAGUGUCAAAAUCGAGUUUGAAAAUUUUAGUAUCGCAACAACGCUUCUGUCCUGCAGCCUGCAUCGGAAGACACAUCUGCUGGAUUGUUUUUGCUACAUAGAGGGGCUUUCUGAAUCCAUAAGACACAUUUACACCAGCCUGGGAAGUAGCCUUCAGUGAAAGGAAUGUCUCGCAAUUUGAUCGGAUUGAGAACAAGAACUAGAUGAGUAUUAACCAGAAUGUUUUUAAAAUGGUAAAACAAUGUCAUGAUACUUGAAUUCUCUACUAUUGGGUUGCAUAUUUAUUUGCAACAAUACCAGCAAUUUUUCCACAAUGUAAUGAUGAAUAAUUGUGAAAUUGUCAACGUCUGUGUUAUACAGUUGCAUUCUUAAAAGAUUAGUUUUCAAAUGGAAACAGAGGAUUUGUAUCCUCCUGGCCCCUUGUCAUUUUGUCAAUCUUAUCGCGUUUAGAUUUACACAUUUAAUGUGGAACUAAACACUAAAUCUUUUUUUUUCUCGACUAAACUCUGUACAUGGUGUUUUAAUAGGAAUCUACUCUUCCUAGUCAUUUUUGGCACCUUUAGUGCAAACUAGGUACAUUUGCCACUUUCUGGUAAAAAAUAUCUGAGUCUAAGUGUGUGCUGCCUUCAGUGGCUUCUGUGAUUUCAAUUACUACAUGACAUCACACAUGACCGCCCUGAUUACAGUCAGGUGCUUUUGAUUACAGACACCUCGCUGCAGGGGCAGAGUGUGGAUACCUGUUAGACUAAUCACUAGGCCUGUCAUGAUAACACAGUUUGAAGUGUGAUAUUUUGCUGAAGUAAAACAAAUUUAAGCCACUGAAACAUUUUUUUAAAAGCAUGAGCUGCAAUAAAAAAAAAAAAAAAUGCAGAAUGAAACACUUCAGUAUUAAUAGUUCAUAGAAGUUAUUAAUUCAAACUUCUACACUUCAAAUCUCAUCAUAUAGCCAAAAAAUAAUCAAAAUUUCCCAGUAUUGCAAAGAAAAAGUACUUUCAGUUAUAUAACAUAUAUUAAAUGAUAAAUUGAUAUAGUAAUUAACAUGAGAGGCCUACCAAUCACACUAUUCCUUAUACCUCCAUACUCCGCCCCUCCUCCUUCCCCACUCCUCUUUAGUCCUCCAGGUACCACCCAGUUUAGCAGUGAUGUGAUUGUGGGUGGAGUUUAAGUGUUUACUCCCACUUUAAACAAUUGUUUAUUUAAAAAUCUAUCCAUUGUGAUCUAAUAUCAGAAUAAAAAUGUCUAGUUUCUAAAUCGGUCAGACUACAUUCAACCAACUGCACUAUUUUUUGAAGAUAUUUUGUUCAAGUGUGUGGGACGAGUGCAGAGGAUAGAUUGUAUAUGUUGAUCCCACACAUGAUUUUGUUGACCUCUGUGGCUUCACUGUGAUUUUUGCUUUUGUGGUGCUUCCAUACUGUGUGGCUCUAUUGUACAGACAGGCUAAUUCACGAUGCGCACUGGUCACUUGCUACUCUUUAGACUCUUAUCAAAACCCAGUCAUUUUGGUGUGACCUCAACAGUUUAUUUAAAAUAUCUUGAAUUAUAAAUAUUGAACUGGAUUUGAACCAUUUUGGGAGCUUUGGUUUAAAUAAUCUAUGGGGUAAGAAAAUUGUGCUUGGACUGUCUUACUUUUAAAUUUUGGGGUGAAAUAAAAAAACAACAAUAUAUUAGGGUUGUCAGAAGUAUCGAUAAUCACAUAUUAAGCAAUACUAAAACUAAUAUAUACUCAUUUGAGCAAGAAGUAUUGAAAUUUUAGUAUCAUGAAUAUAAUAUAUAUGAAAACAGAACCAUUUUAGAAGUCAGUUGGUCAAAUGAUUGUUACUUGGUUCAAGAUUUCUUUUAAAAUUUAAAAUCAAAUCCAGAUUAAUAUUGUAAAUUUUGGCAUUUAAGCGUGAUUAUUGCAGUUAGGAAAUGUAGUAUCUUUUGCAGUACAACAUUUUUUGUGUGUGCCAGUGUUUGGGUUCUGUUCGGUGUUGUCUGCCAUGUGCUACCCAAAUGAUUAUAGUCAAGUUAUUGAUAAUUAAAAUGGAACCUAUUAUCCUGCAUAUAAUUAACCUCAGAAAUACCACGUAAAUAAGUAUUUGGCUCUUAUAAUAAAUAUUUUAAUAAAGUACAAUAAAAUUCAGUCACAUGGCAUACACUUAAAGCCACACUAUGUAACUUUUUGGUCAAAAAAUAGACAAAAAUAAAAGCAUGUUUUUUUUGGGGUUUUUUUUCAAGUUUUAUUGCAUUGUAAAAUGUAAUGAAACAUGUGUCCUUACUCUGAACGGGCUCACAUAUCCACAAACCUGACUUAUUUGGCCUGGAGGAGGGCCUGCUCCUGCUUGUUUCCACAGAAAUCUUGUUCCUUUGGCUAUAAUCUUCCAAGCUAAGGCAUUAAACUUAUCUGUCUCCAUGGGGAAAGUAUGGCUUUGUGACUUUAACUGUGUAUUUCCAUGGAAACAUGCAGGAGACGUGCUAUCUCCAGAAAGUUACAUACUGUACAUUUAAAAAAAUUGAAUUCUGUAACUGGUGCAAGUUGACUUUGAACAACAUAGAUUAGUUUGUUUUUUUGUUUUUUUUACAUUGAAAUGAGUGAUGUGAUGUUGCUUUAAUUACCUUUUAAGUACUAUUGUAUGUACUAUGUUAUGGAUAUUUCUUGAAUUGUGUAUUUUUUCUGAAUGUAAGCUUGAUACACAUCUUUGAACAGAUUUUAUAAAUAAAUAUGAAUACUACUUGAUUGACU